Trichomonas vaginalis G3 is the source of this 4608-nucleotide messenger RNA. Its product is annotated as adenylate cyclase protein. The transcript has a single exon. NCBI's taxonomy places the organism in Eukaryota, Parabasalia, Trichomonadida, Trichomonadidae. The coding region runs from base 1 to 4608 and encodes 1535 amino acids. The record is from RefSeq and is a predicted model, not a curated record. Gene Ontology annotation, molecular function: guanylate cyclase activity. Gene Ontology annotation, cellular component: guanylate cyclase complex, soluble. Gene Ontology annotation, biological process: cyclic nucleotide biosynthetic process; response to oxygen levels.
AUGAGUGCUAUGUGGAAUGGAGGCGAGAAGCUGCGCGUUAAAGCUGACGAAUCACACGAUCAAUUCUCGUUUUCUUAUUACCUCCAGCAGUAUUCAAUGGAUGUAGGCAGAUUUAACGAGCUUCCUUCGUGGCUAAACACACUUCGAAUGAUUGUUUUCCCAUUUUAUCUGAUUUUAGAUUCAACCGGUGUUUUAUUAACGAAUGACUUCAGUUCACAAUUUUUCAACACAAUCAUUACAAUACUUAAAAGAUGCAUUGUCAUCUUACCGCUAAAUGCAUCUAUUAAUACACUUGUAACAUUCAAUUUUUCUCUAAUUAUUAUUUACGCCGCACUUAUGUAUUUACUAUUUAAGAACAUCCUCAAGUAUAGAAGUGGCAACGUACCGAGCAGAAGUGAUAUCUACUCCUGGAUUUUAAAUUCAAGAAUCCUUUGCCCCAUUCUUUCAUCAUAUAUCUCAUAUUACUUCUCGAAAUACUUAUUUGCGAUAGUUGGUGAAUAUACAAUGAAUGAGUUAUACAAUUUAAUGAUUUCUAUUCCAAUUAUCAUAAUGCAUAGUACAUACGUUUUCUAUUCAUGCGCAAUAUACAAUGCUACACCUUUGAUUAGACCAAAUGAUAUCACACAACUCUGGUAUGCUCAUUCCUGCUUAGAUCGAAGAAUUAAUAUGGUUCUUUACGUUUUAAUGUUCUUCCAAUCACUUCUUACUUUCUUCUCAAGUCCAAUCAAGGAAAUUGCGCAUUUUGUUUUUAUUUUUGCUCUUGCAUCUUUUUUUGCUUUUAAUGUUUUGAGAAUUUUACCUGCAGUAGCUCCAAAAUACAAUGCAGUCAUCAUAUGGGCUGCUUUAGCUUCACUUCCUCUUACUCUCUUCCCUUUAGUCUCUUAUUACACUGAGAAAUACGCUUUGUAUUAUUUUAUUGGUUGCAUCAUCUUUAUACCUAUAGCAUAUUUCAUUGCGAAGAAGCUUGUGACUAUUAGAUGCAGAAGGAUCAUAGAUGCUUUCACGGGGAUGAGGGAAUCAGAAGAUGAAGAAGGAGAAGAUAAUAAUUUGGAUCCUCUUUCAGCAGCUAUACUUCAUUUGAAUCAGAACACGAAUGUUGACUUCUUGAAGCUCAAUAUAUCAGGAGAGCAUCAGAUCUCUCUUUACUUGAGAGUUGGAUUUUUAUUUCAUAUCCCUGAAGUAGAAGACCAAAGUUUCAUUAAAUGGUCGAUUGAUCAAACAGUUAAAGCAGAUUUAUUGUUAAGCGCUUGCCAGAUCUCUUAUGCAUUGAAAAAUGACUUUCGAAUGCUUAAUAGUUUAUCUGUUCACGUUGAUAAACUUUCAUCUGGUCCAUUUAAUAGUAGAUCAUUUGCUCUUUUGUUUGAUCUAUUAAGACAAGAAUCUUUGACUCAAUUAAACCAGCCAUUAUUGUCAAACAUCCAACAUUGCAAGCAUGAAAGCUAUACAUUGCAAAAUUUCUGUUCAGAGUUCUGGGGCAAUGUCAUUAAACAAAGAAUACAAUGCAUGAAUGACGUAAUUCCUCAAAUUUCAAAUGAAUUUACAAGAACAGAGAACUUAUUCCAGAACUUGAUAAGGAAUUAUCCAUUAUCAUCAACAGCAUAUAGAGAAACAGUCAUUAUUUACCAUAAAGUUCUUGGAAAUCAUGAAAAAACGUUGGAAUUACAAGCAAAGCUCAACAAAAUCAAGAAAAUAGGUGAUGUAGAAAGUGAGAGAUCAUCAUCAAGCGAACUAGAAGAAAUAGAUCGUAAUUUUCAAGAACAAAUGGAUCCUUGGCUGUCUGCACAAGCAAUUAUAAAGAAUAUCCCAUCAAGAGCAAGAAGACUUGUUAUAUUUACCACAGUUAUCAUGAUAUUUAUCAUAGCUGCGAUGCCUUUGAUUCAAUUAAUAAUUUCUUUGUUCAAAGUCAAAGGAUUCCUCAAGUUAACAUUACCAAUACAAAUUAUUGGUAGUAUACAGAUGCAAGUUAGUCGUAUUCCUCAACUUAUUCGAAGAAUCUCGUUAUAUCAAAAUAAUGAGAUCAAAAAAUUCGAUGUUGGGCCAGUAGCUGGACAUUUGGUCGAGUUUAGUGAUGAGAACUCAACGAGGUAUUAUUUGGACCAAUAUAUAAAUAAUUUCUCGAAAAAUAUUUCGGGAUACUUAGAUUCUUGUACAGAUGAUGAUAUUCCUUAUGAGGUAUGUGCAAAUAGCUCCCAUAGGAUUAUAUCAGGCGGUGUUGAGUCGAAUUCGACUUUAUAUAAUAUGUUAUCAAGUUAUUUGUUGGCAGCAUCCAAUUUGAAGGACAAAAACAAUUUCAGUCCAAUGGAUGACAACGCCAACCUUGAAUUUUUAUUCCAAAACUUUGAUGCAGUUGUAUCUGGAGUUACAUCAGCUUUAGGUUACUUGAACGCACACAUUAUCUCUUUUUAUGCAGAAUUCCAAAGAUUAUGCGAUAUCUACUAUUUCAUAACAAUUAUAAUUCCAAUUGUUUUUAUUGUUCCUCUUACAGGGCUAACGAUCAUUGUUGCGAAGAAAGAAAUCAAAGCAACAUUGAGAUUGUUCUUCGGAAUUCCUAAAAACGAAAUUGCGGCCCUCAGAUGGAAUAUUAAAGGGAAAUACGGAAAAGGAACAAUAAAAAGAGAAGAAAUAACACCAGAUGAAGCAUCUCAAGAAGGUGCAGAUCUAAGGAAAGAUGAACUUCUUGAGAAUUUAGCUCUUGUUCCGAGAUAUCAACAUGGAAUCUAUAUAGAUUGGCUCGGCUGCUGCACAAUUUUUGUUACAUUUUCAAUAUUAAUGAGUUAUACAGGCAUCUGCGUAUUCCAUGCCUCAAUGAGACAGAUUAUUCAGAUGGCAAACGCUUAUACGUACUCAAUUACUGUGUUUUCACAUGCAUCAACAUGUUACGUGUGGGCACAGGAAUAUUUCUCGAAGAAUCCUGUGAUAAACAAUCGAACAAAUAUUGGAAGAUUGUCGUUAAAUUACAUUCGCAAGUUCCAGCAAAGGUUUUAUACGUUGUUAUAUGGAUCUACUAACCUUGAUUCAUUACCUGGAUUGAUUUUGGGAACUGAUAUCAAUGAUAAUUAUAUGAAAUCCCAAAAUAUCGAUACAAAAGUGACGAUAAAAGACCCUGUGUAUGGUAUUAUGCAUGAUGUGUACUACAGUUUGUCAUGUGAAGCGCAAGUAUCGCUGUUUAAUACAAUGUCUCUUUGGAUUUUAGAUACAGAUUAUAAUUUGAGUUUAUCUUACGAUGAUGAGUACACAUAUCACUUUGAACAUAUAUUAUUUGGCCAUAUAAUACCAUAUCUCAACAAAGGAAUGGACAUUUUCAGUGCAAAAGUCAAUGAAUUAAAUGUUUCAAAGACAAAUGACUUAUUGAUUGUCUAUAUCCUUUUGUUUGUUAUGCAGCUGAUAUUUGUUUCUAUUUUCGUCUUCUUUUCCGUUAGAACUUUAAUUCAUCAUAUUAUGACACCAAGAAGACUUCUUCAGCUUGUUCCUCCAGAGUGUUUGAUGAAAUCUCCAGCAAUUGUUAAAUGGUUUUCAGGAAAUUCCGCGAUUUCUGAAAAAUAUCUUCAAGGAAACAAAGCAGCAAUGAAUAAUGAGUCAGUAGAGUUUGCUUGUGACUCAUGUGAUUCAUGUGGUGUUGCUUUAUGCGAUGAAUUCCUCGAAAUCAACAAUUGCAAUGCAACAUUUUUGAAAAUGGCCAAAUACACUGAUCCAAACAAUGAUUUAGAGAGUGUAAGGCAAGUACUGAUGCGUAUUCUUGUUGAUAAAGACAAAAUUGCAUCAAUACAAAGACUAGAACGUUCUGCCAAAAAAAUGUCCGCAGGAGUUUCUAAAAAUUCCACUUUUUCUUUUGAAUCAUCGAUUGCAACUGAUUACGGCAAACUUAAGAAUGUUGUAGUUACUCUCCACGCGUGUACUGAUGGUGACGAAGAUGAUUUAAUGCAAUCCAUGACUAAUAUACAAAACUUUGCAAUUGUUAUAAAAGAAAACACACAAAUACAUAUGUUAGAAGAGACAAUUGCAAAAGAAAAAGAGAAAUCGGAGAAACUGAUGUUGCAAAUAAUGCCACAAUCAAUCAGACAGAAACAGAAUGAAGUAAUGGAUGCAUGUUUCCAAGCAGAUAUUGCAUCAGUAAUUGUAGGACAUGUAAAUACUGAUGCUGAAGGAGAAGAAUUAGUGAAAUUUGUUUCUUCUGCUUUCAAUGCAUUCGAUGGAGCAAUGGAUGGUGAUACAUUCAAGAUAAGAACAUGUGGAAUGUAUUAUAUCUGUAUUUGUGGUUUGUUUUCGAAACCAAAUUCUCAGAAAACAAAUGCAGUUGAAGUUGCUUUGAAAAUGAUUUUGAUGGCACAGAAAAACAUUGAUUCAAGUCUUGGAAGUGUUUCUAUUGGAAUUCACUCCGGAGUUGUGAAAUGUGGAAUGGUUGGACAGUCAUUCCCUGUGUUCGAUGUACUUGGUGAUACAUCACAAGGAGCAAUGAAACUCUGUGACACUUGUCCUCCUUGGUUAAUUCACGUGAGUGAGAGAACUUACAACGAAAUCAAGUACAUGAAGUAUUAUAUUAAGGAAAUAGGAAGCGGUGAUGAAAGAAAUAAGACUUAUUUAGUAUCCAAUACUGGCUUUUCUAAUUGA